AUGAACAUGAUGUGCUGCUUAUUGUGUUUCGAAAAUAAUGACUCUCACGAGCAUCUGUUUUUCGAAUGUAAGUUCUCGGCUCAGAUUUGGCGCUCGGUUAGGGAUAAGGUGAAUAUGGGUACGGUUGACCCGAAGUGGACUGAUGUGACGAGUUGGUUCUUAGCUAGAGGUGCGUCUAAAUCGGUCUUCAAUUAUUCAAGUCGCCUCAUAGUAGCAGCUUCAGCGUAUUUCAUUUGGCAAGAGCGUAACGCUAGAUUGUUUAAAAAUCAAACGAGACCUCCAGACAUUAUUAUCUCUUUGAUUCUUCAAACAGUUCGAUACAAACUUAUGGGAGCGAAGUACAAGAGAAUGGAUAAAGUCAAACGCUUUCUAGAGCUGUGGGAUAUUCAUGAUGACGUGAUGCUUGACGACGCUGGCUAG
This is a messenger RNA of Helianthus annuus (common sunflower), 420 nucleotides long. RefSeq lists its product as uncharacterized. The coding region runs from base 1 to 420 and encodes 139 amino acids. The transcript has a single exon. The record is from RefSeq and is a predicted model, not a curated record. Lineage: Eukaryota; Viridiplantae; Streptophyta; Magnoliopsida; Asterales; Asteraceae.